CUCCUGUUAUUCUCUAAAAUUCCCAAUACGCGUCUUUUUCUAGUUUAUACUUUUUAUUCAUUGUUGUAUAAAGCAAGCAUAUUCUGAUACUCCAUUAGCAAAUAGACACCAUGUUUCAUAACCAAACCAAAAUAGAGAAGUUGACACCUGAAGUAUUGGCCAAUAUAUCCUCGCACCUAACAGUAGCUUCAAUACUUCAGCUAGCCCUUGCUUCGAAAAGUUUUAAGACUUUAAUGACAGAUGAAUCUAUAUUCAGAAAGUUGACAGAGCGUGAUUUUGGUGUGACAGAGAUAAAGGUAACAGAGGACGAGAAGCGACCAACAUGGGUUGCACUGUACAGAGACCUUCUACUCUCGCAACAAGAAGAAGAUGAUAAGAAAAAUGACAGUGACGAUAGCAGAGAUAGUGCCGCUGCUGCAGAAGCAGAGAAUGAUGUCGAAAUGACAGAAGUUGUUGAAGCAGAAAUGAAACAAGUUAAAGAAGAAAACGAGAAUGGCGAUGAUACUGAAGGCGAUUUCGCUACACCUGACAACAACAACAACAAUACUAAUGAUAGCAAUGCAGGAGGGAACACUACUGCAGGAACUGGAUCAGAAGAACAACAAGACUCAAAGGAAGAGAAAGAUGCUUCAUCCGCUGCGCAGAAUGACAAAGACACUGAAGAGAAUCCCUUACCGUUAUUCGUGCGAUAUCUGUCAUAAAAAAUCAGUUGAAUUUUUGAAUAUGAGUGUCAUUACACAUAGUGAAGCUUGCACCGACUGCUUGAGUCAGACGGACGUUGAAGACGAUAACCACUACCCCAUUCAAUUACAUUUGGAAUCAUGUGAAUUAUACUGCUUUAAAUGUGGUGAAGGAAAGCCACGCAAGCUUACUGUGGAAAAGGAUGGUAAUGAUGUGCGGGCUAUUUUGGAUUAUAUCAAAGCACCAGAAUCAGCAGACGAUUUGGAUAAAAGACGUAAAGCCGAACAGCAAUUGUACAUACAGGAAUUAAGAAGGGAAGAUAUGACAUUAAUGCACUAUUUAGUGGAGAAGCAAUGGGGCCGAACAUGGAUGUUGUUUAGAAACCGCGAAGGCUCACCCUUACCUACCAAAAUUACUAACAAUAAAUUAGCUCGUAUGAAUGGUACAUUAGAUCCCAACAUUAGAUUACCAAUGGAUAAAUAUCGUCCAUCUCCAGAAACACAUGGUGACAUUAUCAGUGAGAAACUUUGGGGUUACCUAUCAAAAGCUUAUGGAGUGCUUGGAAGGGCCUAUAAUGAAGAUGAUAUAAUUGCACCUGAAUAUGCUAGGUUAAGAGUUUAUGUUGAUGAUUUCAAGAAAAGUAUUGAUCUUUACCCUUAGUUAGCUUUUGCAAUAAAUCAGUAGACAUAGAUAAUGUCCAUAUGUGUAUGUGCAAGGACGCGAGUGAGAACAUUAUGUAAAUCU
This is a messenger RNA of Mycotypha africana, 1425 nucleotides long. RefSeq lists its product as uncharacterized. Gene Ontology annotation, molecular function: cysteine-type deubiquitinase activity. Lineage: Eukaryota; Fungi; Mucoromycota; Mucoromycetes; Mucorales; Mycotyphaceae. The transcript has 6 exons. The record is from RefSeq and is a predicted model, not a curated record. Bases 493 to 1341 code for a protein of 282 amino acids.